UGCAAACUAGUUUUUUCUUCUUCUUCAUGUUCGGCGCCACUAGGCGGCGAAGAGUCAAGAAAAUCCGACCACUUUCUUUACAGUGCGCAAUGCGCACUUCCAAUGCGAGUCGUCGUCGUGAUCGUCGUCGCAUUCCAGUGGAACUCCAAACGGUUCGGCACAUGGUUUUUGUCCGUUACCAUCGACCAACUAACACUCAGUUGUCUUCGGGACUUCAACAGGUGCGGACGUCGCUGCUCCUCGAAAGCACUCUAUUACAAUUCUUUUUCGAAUCUUCUGUGCGUGCAGCUUAAAACCGAAAGAAAGCGCCGCGGCGCUCGCUGACAUGAAGUUAAUUGAUGUGAUUAUAUACCUAAUUGCCAUUUUGAUCUUCAUCUAUUUGCUGCUGGAGUAGCAGAUAAAGAAGCAGAAGCCAAAAGUCACUCGACAUUUGCUCAGAGCUUUCUACAGGCAAAAACAGCAGCCCCCAGAUUCCAAUAAAAACAAAACGAAAAUAGUUAUAAAUUCAAAACAAGAUGAGGCCUUUCCUGUUGCUCGCCCUGAUUUUGGCGCUGGCCAACUGUGAGCAACGUCCGCUCGUCUUCACCAACUGGCCGCCCAAGAGCUCUAAGCAGCUAAGCCGUCCCGUCGCCGCUGGAGCCGCCGGUCCGCAAGGAAAACAGCGCACAUUGGUCGUCCAAAUACGAAGCGAUCAGCCGGUGCCUUUGGUACUAAAGGGUCGACCUGGCCAUGGCCCACACGCCCACACACAUGCCGCUCAUCUGGCACAUCCCCACUCAGUACAUCCGCAUGUCCUGUCACACGCUCAUUCACAUGCCCACCUCCACUCGCAUCCGUUGAUCCAUGUGCCGCAGCAUCAGUACCAACAUCAACAUCUCCGCGGACCUCCACGUCCUAUUAAACUGAGUGCUCCUUCUCCAGUCUAUCUGAAACCUGCGACAGCCCUAAGGAAGCCUCUGAAGCUAAAGCUCAACAAUGUUAAGCCCAAGGCGAAACCCACAUUUGGAUAUGAUAAACCUUUCAAAUACGAGAAGCCAACGGCUGUUAGCUACAGCGAGCUCCAGAAUCUGCCGCUGGACACGCACAACAAUUUCAACACGGAGCACUUUGCACCCAUUUACACGGUUCCCGCACCGAACCUCGGCGAAAACCAUCUGGAUGUGGAGGAGGGACACCUAGACUCCUCCUAUCUGUACAAGCCCCCAUCCCAGACCCCUUCCUCAUCCGCUCGUCCCCAGACAUACUUGCCACCGAAUUACAGUGUGCAUGAUGACGAGACCAAUGACCAAACCAUUCGCGAUCCCAUUUCGGGUUCGCAGAAACUCUUUGCACCAGAUCCGGAUCCCUCGCUGCCCACCACCAAGAUACGUCCAGCCACCGAAUCGUUUAAUACUCCGAGCAACAACAAACCGCUGCCCGCUGAUGUCCAGAGCAAUCAUCUUCCCGCCCAGCCUUUGGUACAGAUUGUGGGAGCUCAGGCAGCAGCUCAAACGGCGCCGGAGAUCUACCCCAUCCAGUAUGCCCAGCCAGCGGUUCAGUCGCAGUCCUUCAUCGCCGCUAUUCCGGCUGCCCAUAUCCCUAUCUACAAUCCCACUUACCUGGUGACGCAGUCCAAUCAACUGUACUCGGCGCACAAGCAGCAACUAUUCAAGCCCAGCACGGAGCCGAUCGUCGAGUCCGGCUAUGUAAAUGCCGAUCUCACCCAGGAAGUGGCCAGCAACGGGCAGAUUCUGCAGGCAGCCAAGGAUCCGCAUCACAACAUCCACCCAGUGUUGGAUUCCGCACCACAAUAUGCGGCUCUGAUUGCCGCUCCUGCUUUGGGUGAAACAGGUUCGAGUGCCUACGAGACAGCAUCCUUCCACCUGCCCAAUGUAGCUUCGGCAGUAACAGCCUCCGUUCCGGAAGGCGGCUUUGUGGUGUCCAACUUCUAUGGUCAUGCCCACGAUUCGUCGCAAUUGUUGCAAGCCUAUGCAGAGGAGGAGGCGCGCCGCCAGCAACUUGAAACUGAACAAGCUGCCAUCGAGUUGCAAAAGCAGCAGCAGUUGCAUCUCGAAGAAUUAAAAGCCCAGGCCCAGGAGCAACAGCAACAACAUCAAUUGCAUUUGGAAGAGCUGCGGGCUCAGGCUCAGUACCAACAGCAGCAACAGCAGCAGUUCGAGGAGUUGCAAGCCCAGGCACAGGAGCAACACUUGCAGCAGCAACACCAGCAGCAACAGUUGCAGCUGUUGCAACUGCAGCAGCAACAACAGCAGUUGCAACAGCCAGUUCAACAUCAUCCGCAGCAGCAGCUUCAACACCAGCAACAACAGGUGCAGCACCAGCAGCAACAGGUUGCUCAGGAUCCAGCAGCAAUUGCCUUCGAAGAGCACCAGCGCUUGGUGCAGCAGCAGUUGGGCUCCAACACGCCACUUCGCAUCUUUGUGCCCGAUGAGGAGGCGUCCGAAUCGCGGCUGCAAAAACGCUCUGAUGAUCUGAAAAAAGGCACCGUGGAGGAUGUGCCUAGCGCGGGUCUGGUCGAGAGCGACAGCGAGGAGUCAGCCAAAGAUUUGUUCGAGGUUUCCACCUCCGUCGAAGUGGCCGGCGAGCAUCUCACGGCCAGCAGUAAUUAGUUAAGGCUCAUUUAGUCUUCGAAGCUGUUCAACAAAAUAUUUAUUUACACACUCAUUUGUAAAAACGCAUUCAUGUAGCGAGCAGUCGGUAGUUUAAUAAAAAUAACCAUUAAUUUAUUCAAAAA
Drosophila eugracilis is the source of this 2734-nucleotide messenger RNA. RefSeq lists its product as uncharacterized. Lineage: Eukaryota; Metazoa; Arthropoda; Insecta; Diptera; Drosophilidae. The record is from RefSeq and is a predicted model, not a curated record. The coding region runs from base 516 to 2609 and encodes 697 amino acids. The transcript has 4 exons.